AUGCGCAUGCGCUGAGCUGACUUACGUGUGUUUCUAAGAUGGAGGUGUAUGUGAACUUCGCGAGGCUCCGCAGUUCGUCGGUGUUUCCAGACGGUUCUGUGGUCAAAGAUGUUCUCACCCGGUUCGUCCAGCUGCAGGGCGUGUCCUAUGAGGACUUCUACGUCAUCAGAAAUGGUCGAAGGUCAGAUCUGGAGGAUCCUGUGCAGCAUGGAGCUGUCUAUCACCUGCAGCCCCGUCUCUGUGGAGGGAAGGGAGGGUUUGGCUCCAUGCUGCGAGCUCUCGGUGCUCAGAUCGAGAAGACGACAAACCGUGAAGCGUGCAGAGACCUGAGUGGACGCCGCCUCCGAGACGUCAACCACGAGAAAGAGAUGGCAGACUGGCUGAAGAAGCAGGCGGAGCGUGAGGCAGAGAAGGAGCAGCGGCGCGUCGAGCGUCUGCAGAGGAAACUGUCUGAACCCAAACAUCAGUUCACUGACCCUCAGUAUCAACGUCAGUGUCACGACCUUUCAGAGAGACUGGAGGAGUCUGUGCUCAAAGGUCUGCAGGCGUCCUCUAGUGGACAGGUGAAGGUGGACGAGGCGAGUGCAGCAAAGAGACCAAACCAGGUUCAGAGCGGUCCACAGGUGAAGAAGAAGAAGACAGAGGCGGCGGCCGUUUUCUGGGCGGGUCUGGACGAGCUGAGCUCAGAGGACGACGAUGACGAGUCCCCGUCAACGUCCUCUCGCUGUGACCUGGUUACCAUGGAGACUCAGAUGGAGGAGGUGGAGCCUGACCAGAGCAGCAGGUCAUCUCCUGCAGAGUCCACAUCCUCUGUGGACCAGGAGCAGAACCCUGCAGAGUCCACAUCCUCUGUGGACCAGGAGCAGAACCCUGCAGAGUCCACAUCCUCUGUGAACCAGGAGCAGAACCCUGCAGAGUCCACAUCUGCUGAGGACCAGAACCCUGCAGAAUCCACAUCCUCCGAGGACCAGAACCCUGCAGAGUCCACAUCCUCCGAGGACCAGAACCCUGCAGAGUCCACAUCCUCCGAGGACCAGAACCCUGCAGAGUCCACAUCCUCCGAGGACCAGAACCCUGCAGAGUCUCAGCAGCAGUCUGUGCUGGACGCGUCCAUGGUGUCAGUGGACGCAGCGUCAUCCGUCCAGCAGCUGGAAUCUCUGGGUCUGGACGUCCUAAAGAAGGAACUCAUGUCUCGGGGGUUAAAGUGCGGGGGAACGUUAUCAGAACGCGCCGCCCGUCUCUUCUCAGUCAGAGGUCUAAGGCCAGACCAAGUGGACCCGGCGCUGCUCGCCAAACCUGGCAAGAGCAGGAGGAAGUGAAGAGGUCAGAGGUCAGACCAUCCCGAGCUGUGUCACAGACUCUUAAGUUUUUGUUUUUAUUUUUUUUUUAAAUAUGACGUCAUCAUUAAGUAGCAGCAAAGCAUGAUGGGAGGAGGCGUGGUCAGAAGCCAGGGUUCCAGGAAGUGACCUGCGGUCUCUCCACGUUCUCAAAGCAGACGAUGACAUCACCGGGUCUGAAGUCCACGUCCUCGCCCUCGUCCGUCGACAGGCCACAUUCCAUUCCCGCUUUCACCGUAGGAACCACGUCUCUGUGGUGACGCAGCGCCAGCACACUACCUGCAGGGGGCGCACUGUUAAAAUCUAGCCAUGUUACUGAGCACACACAGGGUCCAGGACUCAUUCUGGUCCUGGUCUCACUCACCCUCCCAGAUGGCGUCCUGUCCUCGGAUCAGUCUGAACUUGUGUUUCUGGUCCAGCAGACCUUUGUGGACCUGACACCCAGCCACAGGAACCUUCUUCUUCCCCACAGAGACCUCGAACACCGCACAUACGCUGGCCUCACCUGGACCAGCAGGGGGCGACAGGUGAGACGGGAGUUUGGCAGAUAAACACGUUCAGCUGUGACUCUGCGUCUUCACUCACCGAUCACGUUCUGUGAGCGGAGCGGCUCAAGUUUCCCGCUCAGCUCGUCCUUCAGCUCGUCCACCAGUCUGUAAAUGAUGUUGUGGAGACGCAGGGGGACGCCGUGCCUCGCUGCUAGCUGCAGUGCUGCCCUGCUGGCCGUCACGUUAAAAGCAUAGAUGGAGCCUGGAGAGUUCGACAUGAUCAAUAAUCACGUUGUAUUUUUGUUGAAUAAACUUGUUUUCAAACUUUG
Molecule: messenger RNA, 2154 nt
Organism: Solea solea (common sole)
Lineage: Eukaryota; Metazoa; Chordata; Actinopteri; Pleuronectiformes; Soleidae
Gene: sde2
Product: SDE2 telomere maintenance homolog (S. pombe)
Exons: 8
Coding region: 39-1319 (426 amino acids)
Cellular component (GO): nucleus
Source: RefSeq, a predicted model, not a curated record